Molecule: messenger RNA, 1056 nt
Organism: Rotaria sp. Silwood1
Lineage: Eukaryota; Metazoa; Rotifera; Eurotatoria; Philodinida; Philodinidae
Source: the annotation of a GenBank genome assembly
AUGGCUGGCGCUUAUGAUACCGAACAACAAAGAAUGAUUGAUAGAAUUAAAUGCAUUACUUUCCGAGAAGCUCGUGAUGCUGGUGCAACAUUUAUAAAUAGACAAUGGAUUGCCGACAAAAUUCACCGUACGACUCGAUUUGUUACAGAAUGGUGGGAAAAAUCGUGUGACCAAUGUUUUGCUGAUUAUUCGAAUGCUGGUCCUAAACUCAAGUUAUCGAGAGCUGCUCAGGACAUUAUUCGUGAAGCAAGUGGUCACCAACGGAAAAGCGGUUCUGUCGUGGCGAAAGAGAUUGCAAAGAAACAAAAAGAAUAUGUUACUCGACAAACAGUUAAUAACUACCGUCGUAGGGAAGGAUUAAAGCCUUUUCAUGUUAUUUCAAGACCGUUAAAAUCUGAAACUCAUAUAUCAGAUCGAUUAUGGCUCUGUGAUUGGUUGAAAGAUUGGACUGAAGAAGAUUUUCUUCAUCUGGCACCAUCAGAUGAAUUUUAUGUUUGGACAGUUCGCAAACCAAAUUAUCAAAAUGAUAGGAUUUGGGCAAAAAGUGUUGAAGAUAUUGAAGACGAUGAAAGGUAUCGCGAAAUGGUUAAAAACCAAGCGUGUAUCGACAAAGGUGAAUCUUGGACCGGUCAAUAUUUUCGUGACAUUAUUUUAAUGCAACACGUAUUUCCAUUCCUCACCGACGAGGAAAACGUAAUUGAUCUGGAUAGUGUGAUAUUUGUUCACGAUAAAGCACCGUGUAUGCGAGCAAACAUGACUCAACAUCUGAUUAGAGAUAACAAAAUCGAGUUUUGGGGCAAUGAUAUUUGGCCUGGUAAUUCGCCCGAUCUCAAUGCGGCGGAACAUAUUGGAUCAAUAAUGAAAGAUGAAGUUGAACAAAAAAUGUUAUCGGAAACUGGACAUAAUCGAUAUAGUGAAGACACACUUAAAAAGCACAUUGCGGAUGUUUUGACGGACAUGGAAGAAAAUACCGAAUUGUUUGAAGCUCUUUUAUGUUCGUAUCCAUCUCGACUUCGUGCAGUAAAGAGUGCUAAUGGUCGUCAUACUGAUUAUUGA